Molecule: messenger RNA, 1488 nt
Organism: Fusarium musae
Lineage: Eukaryota; Fungi; Ascomycota; Sordariomycetes; Hypocreales; Nectriaceae
Exons: 4
Coding region: 1-1488 (495 amino acids)
Biological process (GO): intracellular calcium ion homeostasis
Cellular component (GO): intracellular membrane-bounded organelle; membrane
Molecular function (GO): P-type calcium transporter activity; ATP binding; ATP hydrolysis activity
Source: RefSeq, a predicted model, not a curated record
AUGACGGUAGUUGCUGCAACAAUUGGUAAAACAACCAGUUUCGGCAGUGCUGAUUUGCCAAUGGACAAUUCCUUGUCCAUCGAACGGAAAGCUCUCACUGUACCCAAUAUCCCAGACGCCGACUUCGUGAAUGGACUAAGUCAACAAGUCAAGACUCUACUCAUCCAGUCCAAUGUGCUCAACUCAACGGCCUUCGAAGGUGACCAGGACGGCCAGAAGACAUUCGUCGGUUCCAAGACUGAGGUUGCUUUACUUACCUAUUGCCGAGAUCAUCUAGCAGCUAGGCCAAUCCAAGAGAUACGAUCUUCUGCCAAUAUCGUGCAGACAGUACCUUUCGAUAGCAAGAACAAGUACAGUGUUGUAAUUGUCAAGCUACCCAAUGGAAAGUAUCGCGCAUACGCACGCAAAGGGCGCGUCCGAGAUACUGCUGGAACAGUCUCCUAUGCCGGACAGACUCUACGAACCAUCGAAUCGUCAUAUCGCGACUUCGAAUCCUGGCCACCUGAGGGAGCCGUCUCCCCGGAAAACCCGCUCCACGCAGAUUUCAAUGCUGUGCACCAAGGUAUGACACUGAUUGGAAUCUACGGUAUCAAAGACCCGCUGCGACCGACUGUAAUCAGCGCUCUUGAGGAUUGUCGCCGGGCUGGCGUCUUUGUAAGAAUGGUAACUGGUGACAAUAUCCAAACGGCCUCUGCUAUCGCCUCCGAAUGUGGUAUUUUCCGUCCUCACGAAGGUGGCAUUACGAUGAAAGGCCCCGAGUUUCGAAGACUUCCACCUGAAGAGCUCAAACAAAAGGUGAGAUAUCUCCAAGUCCUGGCCCGCUCAAGCCCGGAGGAUAAACGGAUCCUGGUCCGUACCCUUAAAAAUCUCGGGGAAACAGUGGCAGUGACAGGCGAUGGAACGAAUGAUGCGCCAGCUUUGAAGAUGGCAGACAUUGGAUUCUCCAUGGGCAUUGCUGGAACAGAAGUGGCUAAGGAAGCAUCGUCAAUUAUCCUUCUUGAUGACAAUUUUGCUUCCAUUGUCGAGGGGUUGAUGUGGGGUCGUGCCGUUAAUGAUUCUGUCAAAAAGUUUCUUCAGUUCCAACUGACUGCCAACAUUACAGCCGUGGUCUUGACAUUUGUCUCAGCGGUUGCAAGCAGCAAGCAGGAAUUUGUUCUCAACGCUGUCCAACUCCUUUGGGUCAAUUUGAUCAUGGACACCUUUGCAGCUCUUACAUUGGCCACAGACCCCCCUAUGAGGAGUGUCCUUGACCGGAAGCCAGAUCGAAAUUCGGCACCGCUCAUUAAGCUGAGAAUGGCCAAGAUGAUCAUAGGACAGGCUAUUUGUCAACUUGCAAUCACAUUUGUGUUAAGUUUUGGUGGCAAAGCAGCUCAAGACACUCGUCUUCAACACAUUUGUCUGGUUGCAAAUUUUCAACGAAAUCAAGCAUGUGAUGAAGCUUUGAUAAGUAAUACUUCACUAACCGAAAUCUUAGCAACCGUCGGCUAG